This is a messenger RNA of Lolium perenne, 1038 nucleotides long. The record is from RefSeq and is a predicted model, not a curated record. Lineage: Eukaryota; Viridiplantae; Streptophyta; Magnoliopsida; Poales; Poaceae.
AUGGUGCCGAAGAAGUUGCGCAUUCGUGGUGAAGCGCAAGUCCCUGAUGAGAGGAGGGAGCCUACUAGCCAGGAUGCGAAAGCCCUCAUCAUCCCGAACGAAAAAGACAAUUGGACAUAUGACAAGGGGGUUCGCCAGCCGUCGAGCAUGAUUGGAGCUCUUAUUAGGCAGUACUGGCCGGGCUUUUACACUCCGGUCCCCGGCGGCGAGAAGAAGCUAGCCGAGACUUGGGCGGACUAUGAGGCAGCUCCUUGCCCGGGCUUUGGGACAGCUUCUGACGCCGUGUACACCAAGUUUUGGACCCAUUAUAAGGUGCCUGAUGAUAUGGUUGAGCUAGGGAGGGCGGUACUGACUAGGGCUUGUCAGAGGUUGACAAGGCAACAGUGGUACAAUCAGAAGCAUACCUGCAUCGGGCACUUCAAGGCUGAGCAGGGCACGAGGGUCAAGAAAGCUGACAAUAUCAGGGACGAUCCUCAGAUGACAAAGGAAGAUUACUUCAAGGUUAUGCCCCUAUGGUGCGAGAAUAAGGAAGACGCAUUUGAGGCCUUGGUAGCGAGGUGGGUUGGCGAAGACGCCGACUUCAACGCCAAGAGCGCGCGCAACAAGGCAAACCGGGGCACUGGAGGAACACACAGUGCGGGAAGCCGCAGCACUGAGCGCUACAGGAAGCACAAGGAGGCGGAACUCGGGGAGCCUCUCACCGAGGUGGGAGGGUGGCAGAAGAUGAAGGUGAAGCAGCCCGAUCUGAGCCAGCCUCAGCCCUCGCUGCCCGAGUACUUCGGCUAUGCCGAAGAGGAGUUGGAGAAGUACUGCUCGGUGUUCAAGGGUCUUCAUCCGGAGGUGGAUGAUCCUAUUGAGCAGGAGACCGACUUGACGGCGAUUAUGGUGGCGGGGAGCGGCGCGGAGCAUGGCCGCACGAAGCUUCUUAGUGGGGUGAUCAAGCCGCAGAGGACCCUCACGCAGAUCAGGUCUACCCUCACCACCGGCGACCCACCGGUCGCGCCUCCUCGACUACCGUCGUACGGAUGCUCACUUUGA